UUCUUUCUCUGCUGGUUCCGGACAUUGUGUUGCGGCUCUCAAACUGUUUAUUUCGUUAUUUCAUCUGUUAAACAGCUCUAAAGAUCAGUGAAGAAUGGCCUUUAACUAUCCAAACGCCUAUAGGGACGAGUCAGUGGUUGAUGACUAUCAUGGCACUAAAGUUCCUGACCCCUACAGCUGGCUAGAAGAUCCUGACAGUGAAAAAACACAGGCAUUUGUGAAUGCUCAGAAUCAGUUGACUCUGCCGUUCCUGGAGCAGUGUGAGAUAAGAGACGUCUUCAAGGAUCGGAUGACUGAACUCUAUGACUACCCCAAAUACAGCUGCCCCUUCAAACGUGGGAACAGGUAUUUUCACUUUUAUAACACGGGUCUUCAGAACCAAAGUGUUCUGUACAUGCAAAAGAACCUUGAGGCAGAACCCACCAUCUUCCUGGAUCCAAACACAUUCUCAGAGGACGGGACAGUUGCUUUACAAGGUUAUGCAUUCUCUGAGGAUGGCGAGCACUUGGCGUACGGUACCAGUGCGAGCGGUUCUGACUGGGUUGAGAUCCGGUUCUUGCGUGUGGAUGGCGCUGUACAUCUGGAAGACCGACUGGAGAGAGUCAAAUUUAGCUGCAUGUCCUGGACACAUGAUGGGAAGGGACUCUUCUACAACUCCUAUCCUGAGCAGGAGGGCAAGAGUGACGGUACUGAGACGUCCACUAACCUGCACCAGAAGUUGUUCUAUCAUGUGUUAGGAACCCCUCAGUCUCAGGACGUUCUGUGUGCUGAAUUUCCUGAGCAGCCGAAAUGGAUGAGCGGUGCUGAGGUGUCUGAUGAUGGGCGUUAUGUGCUGCUGUCAAUCAGAGAGGGCUGUGACCCCGUCAACAAACUGUGGUACUGUGACCUGAAUACUGUGUCGCAGGAAAUUAAUGGUUUGUUGCCGUGGGUGAAGCUGAUCGAUAACUUUGAUGCAGAAUAUGAAUACGUCACAAAUGAAGGAACCGUUUUCACUUUUAAAACCAACUUGGAUGCUCCUCGAUAUCGACUCAUCAAUAUUGACUUUGCCCAACCAUCCGUCAGCCAAUGGAAAGUGCUCGUUCCCCAACACGACAAAGAUGUCAUUGUGUUUGCUACCUGUACGUAUUCCAGCUUCCUGUUUGUGUGUUUUCUCCAUGAUGUGAAAAAUGUGUUAAAAAUGUUCCAUUUGUCCUCGGGGGAGGAGAUGCGCACAUUUGCGCUGGACGUUGGCUCAGUCGUGGGCUUCACUGGCAGGAAAAAAGACUCUGAGAUCUUUUACAGCUUCACCUCCUUCCUGUCUCCAGCAAUCAUCUAUCACUGUGAUCUCACUAAAGAUCCACUGCAGCCACAUGUCUUCAGAGAAGUCACUGUGAAGGGAUUCAAUCCUGCCGAUUACCAGACCACUCAGGUCUUUUAUCCCAGUAAAGAUGGCACACAAAUCCCGAUGUUUAUUGUCCAUAAGAAAGGCAUCAAGCUGGAUGGCUCCCACCCAGCCUUCCUGUAUGGUUAUGGAGGUUUCAAUAUUUCCAUCACACCCAGCUACAGUGUUUCACGACUGAUAUUCGUCAGGCAUCUGGGAGGAGUUUUAGCGGUGGCCAACAUAAGAGGAGGUGGAGAAUAUGGAGAGACAUGGCAUAAAGCGGGGAUGCUGGCCAAUAAGCAGAACUGUUUCACAGAUUUUCAGUGUGCUGCUGAAUAUCUGAUAAAGGAGGGUUACACUUCACCCAGCAAACUCACCAUCAACGGAGGCUCCAACGGGGGUCUGCUCGUGGCUGCGUGUGUGAACCAGAGGCCUGAUCUGUUCGGCUGUGCUGUGGCUCAGGUCGGCGUCAUGGAUAUGUUGAAGUUUCAUAAGUUCACCAUCGGACACGCAUGGACCACUGAUUUCGGCUGCUCGGAAAUCAAAGAGCAGUUUGAUUGGUUGAUCAAGUAUUCUCCACUUCAUAAUAUCCAGGUUCCAGAAGGUGAUGGGGUUCAGUACCCCGCUGUACUGUUGUUGACGGGUGACCAUGAUGACCGCGUGGUGCCUCUACACUCAUUAAAAUAUAUCGCAACCCUGCAGCAUGUGGUUGGUCACUGGUCUGGCCAAUUAAACCCUCUUUUUAUCUAUGUGGACACCAAAUCCGGUCACGGCGCAGGAAAACCCACCAGUAAAGUCAUUCAGGAGGUGGCUGACACGUACGCCUUUAUCGCUCGCUGCCUGAACCUCAGCUGGCUCGAAUGAAACGACGAGUUUCGAGGCUCUUGCUUGUUUGCUCUCUUGUUCACUAAAAUAAUCACUUUCUUGAUAUUUUGGUCUUUUUCACCCUCAAAUGUUUCAUUAGUUCACAAGUUAUAGACUAGUAGAAACGUUUCAACACUGUCAUUUUAAAAGUGUUGGUCAAGAGCUCUUACCUGAACUGCAGUGAUGACUGAUAUCAUUUCACAGUGUGUCCCGGCUGUGUACGGGAUACACUGGACUCAUACCUUUCUUAGGAAAUAUUGUAAUUGCUGAGGUCACAGAUGCAAAGUGUCAUAACCUCUCCAGCACUUAACAAAAUCUGUAUUUGACAACUGGAAGGCAUGAACAGUUCAUGGGUUAAUGCAUAAUUUCAGUGUCAAUUCAGUUACUCUUGGCAAGAAAUCGUGAGUGUGAGUGAGUGAGUGAGUGAGUGAGUGAGUGAGUGAGUGAGUGAGUGAGUGAGUGAGUGUGUGUGUGUGAGAGAGUGUGUGUGUGUGAGAGAGUGAGUGAGUGUGUGUGUGAGAGAGAGAGUGAGUGAGUGUGUGUGUGUGAGAGAGUGAGUGAGUGUGUGUGUGUGUGUGAGAGAGUGAGUGAGUGUGUGUGUGUGUGUGAGAGAGUGAGUGAGUGUGUGUGUGUGAGAGAGUGAGUGAGUGUGUGUGUGUGAGAGAGUGAGUGAGUGUGUGUGUGUGAGAGAGUGAGUGAGUGUGUGUGUGUGAGAGAGUGAGUGAGUGUGUGUGUGUGAGAGAGUGAGUGAGUGUGUGUGUGUGUGAGUGUGUGUGUGUGUGAGUGUGUGUGUGUGAGUGUGUGUGUGAGUGAGUGAGUGAGUGAGUUCUAUAGAGAAGAUUCUGUUUCUACCUCCACAUUUAUGCAGAUUGUUUUAUCUUUAAAGGGAAAAGCAAACAAAAAUAACCUAGUACAAUAAAAUAAAUUUGAACAAGCAUAUGCUGUUUGUGUGUGCUCAGAGAAUACAGAGGAGCUUGAAACAUUGUGUUGAUUUCUAACGUGAAAUGCUUUUAAAAAAAGACCACAGUGAAACACUGACAUUGAUGUAAACACCAACAUUUUGAGUGUUAUCAAAGUCCGUUUUCUCACAGUAAUUUAUUGCAAGUCCUUCUGACAUUUAAUCACAUGCAAGAUAUGAAUUACAGAUGAAUUUUACUACUUAAAAUGCAAAUUGUUGAUAUCAGGAAUUUCAUUACUACUAGUGAAAAUGCUAAUUUUUGUGAUAUCGGUAAAUGGGUUUGAACUAGUAAAAACUUUAAUUCUAAUGUUAAAUCAAAACUGAUGUCAUUACUCACGGACUAGUAAAAGCUGUAAUUUUUUUAUUAUCUGUAAUUGCAUUUUUACUAGUGGAAUUUCACAAUGAUCUCCCAAAGUUCUCCUGUUCAAAAUGAAGUUACAGAUAUCUACAAUUAAUUACUAGUUGAAAUUUCAAAUUUCACAUAUCAGCAAUGUACUACGUACUAGUAAAAACUUUAUUUUUGAUAUCGAUAAUUACAUUGUUACUAGUGUAAAUGUCUAUUCCUGAUAUCAACAAUUGUUAAAGAACUUGUUUCAACUUGUUUUAGAUGUCUAUAAUGUUAUUUUAACUAUAAACAAAAUUGUUACUCUCCAAUUAUUUGAUAUCUGAAACACAAUACCAAAAGCUAACAAAUUGGAACAUAUUAACAGAUAUAUAAAGUUGAUAUCAGGAAGGGAUAUUUGUACAAGUAACAAUGUAAACAUAUGAAAAUUAUAAUUUUUACUAGUAAUAUAGCUGAUAUGUGAAAUUUUAAUUUCAACUAGUAAGGAAUUAUAGAUAACUAAUUUGGAACAGGAGUGAAUGACAGAUAAUUGUGAUCUUCUACAUGUCAAAAUGCAGUUACAGAUAUCAAGAAUUUUGUUUUAUACUAGUUGAAAUACCAUUUGAAAUCAAGAAUGCUUAUUUCUGCGAGUAAUUGUCAUUUUCAUAUCAAGUACGUUUAAAAUAACGUUUUUACUAGUUCACAUGUAAUCGCUGAUCUCAAACAUUAUCACUUGCUCUAGUAGUAAUUUCAUUCCUGAUAUCAAGAAUUAGCAUUUUAACUAGUGGAAAUGUAAUUGUUAAUAUUUACAAUUUAUAUAUCCUGCAUGUGAUUUAAUGUCAAUAGGGCUUGCCAUAUCAGUUUAAAUAUCUGCAGUGUUUCGCUGUCCCCGUCUGGUGGCAGGAUUACACGUCCACGUCCCUAAAACAAAAAAGCAUUUUCAGUCUUUAUUUGGCUGUGUUUUAUGGUGGAAAAAGUUCAUGCUGGUCGUUGUAUACCAUGACUGCUGAACAUUGAAGAUAAUUUUAUAUUUAUCUGUUCACGUGAAGAACAAUGGUCUUUGUUUUAACCCCGUUAAAUGAAGGCAAAUUGGAAUAAAUGCAUUAAAACAGUGCACGUACUUCAUAAUGUGCAUUGAUAUAACACAAACGUUAGUAAAUUUAAAGGAAUAUUCUGGGUUCAAUACAAGCUAAGCUCAGUCGACAGCAAUUGUGGCUUAAUGUUGAUUACCACAAAAACUUAUUUUGACUCGUCCCUCCUUUUCUUUAAAAAAAGGGAAAGUUGAGGUUACAGUGAGGCACUUACAAUGGAAGUGAAUGGGGGCCAAUUUUUGAAGGGUUUAAAGGCAGAAAUGUGAAGCUUAUAAUUUUAUAAAAGCACUUUAAUUCUUCUGUUGAAACUGAUGGAUUAUUUGAGCUGUAAAAUUGUUUAAAUCAACAUUUAUACAGUCAGUUUGGGGUUUGUUGACAUUAUAUCAUCAUGGCCAUGAAGUUGUAAAAUUGGCUAUAACUUUACACAGAAAAGGUGAGUAAACUAGUUUAUCACACUAAAAUCAUGUUAACACUCAUAUUAUGUCUUGUGGCCAACAGUGGGUAUUAACGCUUACCAAUUGGCCCCAUUCACUUCCAUUGUAAGUGCCUCACUGUAACACAGAUUUUUGCUUUUUUUUUUUUUUUAAGGAAAAGGAGGGGCAAAGCAAAAUGCAUUUUUCAUGGUAAUCAGUGCUAUGUCAUAAAUGCUGUCGAUUUAGCUUAACUUGUAUUGAACCCGGAAUAUUCCUUUAAAUUCAAGAAUAUUUCCUUGAGAACUGAUUCUUGGAAUUAACCUCUCAGUUGAAUGACAAAAAGUGUUGAAUCAUUGAAUUUAUGAAGCCAUCUGCUUAAAGUCACUUAUUUAUUUUUAUUAAUUUUUUAUUAUUAAAAUAGCAAAUUUACCAUAAAUGUUAAAUUACAAGUUAACCAACACGAGAAGUUUUUACCACAUGCCAAAUAAACGCCCAUGAAAAAGUUCAGUUCGCAAACAGUUGGCCACACAGGAUUAUCAUAGGGCGAUACAUUGACAAAAUUACUAUCAUUUUGUUACCAUUUUUUUACACAUAUAAAAUGGCAGAAUUCCUUAAAGGUUUUGUGCUAAAAAAAUAAAUAAUGUUUUUUUUAAAAAGGGUACAACAGGGCUAAAGGCCCCCGGGGUAAAAGGCACAUUUGAUUUGAUUUUCUCCCAAAACACUAAAUAGCAACAAAAACUAUACCGCAGCACUUUCCUAAACACCUGUUUAUCACUAUACACUCAACAUUUUCCUGAUCCAUGAAAUCAAUGUGUGUACUGUCUAAAAGUUGAUUUUAAAGUGAUUUGAUCUAACAUUUAAUAAUUUUUAAAAUGUUGCAAAUUUAUUAGCCAGAGGGGAACUGGCGCCCACAGUGAGCCUGGUUUCUCCCAAGGUUAUUUUUCUCCUUUAACCAACAUCUUAUGGAGUUUUGUGUUCCUUGCCACAGUCGCCUUCAACUUGCUCACUGGGGGUCUAAAUAUAAAUAUAAUAAUUUUCUAUUAUUUAUUUUAAGGUGCCAUUUACAAUCAUGAUUUCUUUUAUUAUUAAACUGCAGUAUUAUGACUUGAAGACAUAACAGUAUUACAGCAUUUCCUGUUAAAGCAUAAUUUCCUGUAAAGCUGCUUUGAAAUGUGUGUUGUGAAAAGUGCUAUACAAAUAAAAAUGGCUUGACUUGAGUUGACUUAAAAAAUACUUAUUUGCCAUUUUCAAAUCUGGUCAAGGUGUCAAUCAAACAUUUUCCAAUAACUGUCUAAUAAGUGAAAGGAUAGUAUUUGGGGUAAAAAGCCCCCCCAUAAAACACAUUGUUUUUCUUAAGUGGGGGGAAGAGUGUUCAAAGUGGGCUCAUAUUGACUGAUCCAAUCACAGUGGAGAUGAAUUUGUUUAUAGAAUACUUGAGAUGUUAUGAAAUGCCAAAUGUGAUUGAAAUUAACAGGAAAUGGUGAACCCUUUUCUGAAGUGGUUAUCUUGCAUUAAGUUCCUCACCACCUUUUUUUUUUUUUAAAUGAAUUUGAAUCAAAACAACCUUAGUUUAUUAUUUAUUUUCACACAAAUUAUGGUGCUCCAUUAAUAUUUAAUAAAAAGAAAUGUUUCAUCUUUCACUAGUUCAUUUUAAAUGGUCCAGUGUAACAAGUGAAUUUUUUAAUGCAUGUAUCUAUCUCAGUUACUAUGAGUUUAAAAAGCUGCAUGCAUUGUAAU
Molecule: messenger RNA, 6745 nt
Organism: Myxocyprinus asiaticus (Chinese sucker)
Lineage: Eukaryota; Metazoa; Chordata; Actinopteri; Cypriniformes; Catostomidae
Product: prolyl endopeptidase-like
Exons: 15
Coding region: 95-2224 (709 amino acids)
Biological process (GO): proteolysis
Cellular component (GO): cytosol
Molecular function (GO): serine-type endopeptidase activity; oligopeptidase activity
Source: RefSeq, a predicted model, not a curated record